Ceutorhynchus assimilis (cabbage seed weevil) is the source of this 7067-nucleotide messenger RNA. Lineage: Eukaryota; Metazoa; Arthropoda; Insecta; Coleoptera; Curculionidae. The record is from the annotation of a GenBank genome assembly.
GCGAAAACGGAAAAAGGGAGCUUUUCAUUAUGAAUAAAAUACCCUACCAGCAUUUGAAUUUUUGCUGUUCCUAUCCUAUUCCUACUUGUUCAAUAGAAAUCAAAAAUUAAUGUAACUCUGAUAAGGUUUUGUUCAUAUCGCAGGCUUUUAGAACCAAGGGCAUGUUUACUUGAUAAUUUUUAAAAGGUAUAAAGUUUUCAAGAUACUUUCCACACUAUAUGAACAUUCGAAAUUUUCUACUUUGAUAGUACCAAAAGUCCUUAAAAAUAAUCCCUGGAUAGAGUUCUACAAGUUACAUUAACACUUUUGUAUCCGUUGUGGUGUAUCAACUUGAAACCUUGUAAUCUGUUGAUAUGCAUAAUCAAAUACCCUUUCAGGCCGAAUGAAAAAUCCAAAUUUGAAUAUGAACCCACCAGAAAGUACCGCAAACACAAAGUAGACGAAUAAAAAAUGCAAAUUGAAAACAAUGGAAAAUAUUUUCUUGGUUGUACAAGGUAUAGAAUUACUAUUCAAAUCUCGCCGUACGAUUGUAUCGCUUCGGUACCCGAGGCCUAGAGUACACACCUCUUCUGGGUACCACCACCGUGCCAACGAACACACAAUGCUUUUAUUCGAAAGUCGUAGUCAUCUGCUGCGGACUCGUGCGGUCGUUGUUUUAUUUUUUCGUACCCAGCAGCAGCACCAAUAACCAGUAGUGAUUUCCGGUACCACACACGGUUUCCUUCCUGGUUGUACCUCGGUAUAGUUUCCGGUAUUUGGUAUCACUGGCGUCCGAAACGAGACUAGUUUUCCUGUUCGAAUAAGUUUUUGGUGUACGGUUUGAGUGCCAUUUGUUUUAUUACGAAAGGAGAAAGGAAUUCGGUUACUGUAGGAGUGUUCAUAAGAGUGUAUUUGUUUUACAGCAGUGUAAUUUCGGAACAAAUCUCUUGGAAAAUUAAACAAAAAAUAGUGCCAUGAAGUACUACUACCGUCAGUGUCGUGCGUGUUAUUAAAUCGAAAAAACAAUUAUUAUGUGGGGUUCCAGUCAUCAAUUGAAAACCGCCAAUAUUACCAGGCACCCGUCGACUCUCGAACCACCCAACAAGGGCGGUUUUUUGGGGGGUAAUAAAAAGUGGAAUAGCAGACCGGCCUCGUGGGCGGCUCCUGUCAAUGUAAAUAUUUUCCCGCAGGAAAGGAAUAAUGGACAUUCGCCACCUUUGAAUAGAAGAUUUGCUUCUAAGGUCGAUCCAGAACUGAUAUUCACGAAACAAGAACGUAUCGGCAAAGGAUCCUUUGGCGAAGUGUUCAAAGGUAUCGACAAUCGUACCACGCAAAUUGUGGCCAUCAAAAUAAUCGACUUGGAAGAGGCCGAAGAUGAAAUCGAAGAUAUCCAGCAAGAGAUUAUGGUGCUGUCGCAGUGCGACAGUCUCUACGUCACCAAAUAUUUCGGAUCCUAUCUUAAGGGCACAAAACUAUGGAUUAUCAUGGAAUACUUGGGCGGCGGCUCCGCCUUGGACCUCAUGAAAGCUGGCAACUUUGAAGAAAUGCACAUAGCCAUUAUCCUCAGGGAGGUACUGAAAGGUUUGGAUUAUUUGCACAGCGAGCGAAAGCUUCACAGGGACAUUAAGGCGGCGAACGUGUUGCUUAGCGAAAUGGGCGACGUUAAACUAGCGGAUUUCGGAGUCGCAGGGCAGCUUACUAAUACCACUAGCAAGAGAAAUACGUUUGUUGGAACUCCAUUUUGGAUGGCUCCCGAGGUGAUAAAACAAUCGGCCUACGAUUCGAAGGCCGACAUAUGGUCUCUAGGGAUAACGGCAAUCGAAUUGGCCAAAGGAGAACCGCCCAAUUCGGAAUUGCAUCCGAUGCGCGUUCUUUUUUUGAUACCGAAAAAUAAUCCACCCCAAUUGACCGGUAGCUAUAGCAAACAGUUCAAAGAUUUCGUCGAGGCCUGUUUGAAUAAGGAUCCUGAAAAUAGACCAACAGCCAAAGAAUUGCUCAAAUACCCAUUUAUUAGAAAAGCAAAGAAAAAUUCUUAUUUAAUAGAUCUAAUAGACAGAUACAAAAAGUGGAAAUGUUCUAGGAAUGAGGAAAGCGAAACCGAAUCGGAACCUUCAGAUUCUGAUGAGCCAAAACAAGAUAGCGAUUUAGAAUCGACAGAUUGGGUGAUGACGGUGAAAGGAAGCAACAUGAAGAUACAGCAUCAGCAGCAGCUAGAAGAAAUUACAAGCUCGAAUCAUAGAAAUAGCUAUCAAAACGGAUCGGGACCGGCUAGAGCACGGUCGCCCCCUACAGACGCUAAUCUGAACCAUUAUAGACCCGAGCAAAGCAUACAACCUGUUAUUCAGCCAUCGCCGCAGCCACCGACACAAGAUAUUCGCAAAGAAAGAAACGAUAGAGACCAUCACCAUCGUACCGAUAGAGAUCGUGAUAAAGAUAGAGAAAAGCGUAAUUCUGUGCCGCAGGCUUCGGCUAGAGAACCAAGUCCGUUGGAUCAUCGGGGAGAUACGACUCCGGAAAGAGAAAGCAAAAAGGCAAAUCGCAGAUCGAUUUCGGGAGGAAGUUCUGCGCAAGGCAAGAAUGAGGGCCGAUCGUCAACGACGUUGACUGGUUUUAUUUAUCCUUUAAUGACAGAUUUACAAAGAAGGCAUCAUUACAAUGGUCGAAGUCCGGAUAGUUCACACAAAUCGAGCGAUGCCAUCGAGGAGCUGAAGAACGCUUUCGAAAUUGCCGAAAGGACCAGUCCCGGCAUCAGCGACAUGUUCGUUUCCGAAUUGGUGCAAAAAUUAGUGCCAUCCAUAUCUGAUCAGAGGCUGAAGGGCGUUCUGGACAGGUUAAAAGAUUCAACAUAGACAAAUUAGAAGCAAUUUUUUAGAAGAGUUAACUUAUUCCCGAGACAAAUUUUAAUAGGUUUCUUUAUAAACAAACAGAAAAACAACACUUAUUAACAUGACAAUAUUAAUGUGUCCAUUUAUGAAAGAAAAAAGCUUAUAUUGAAAAUAGCAACGUUUUUAUUAUACAUUUAUUUGUUAGGGAUUCAAUAUAGAAUCGCCAAAACUAACAAUACAAAUAGGUAUAGUAGGGGGUUAUUAUUGUUCAAUUUUAUAUAAUAUUUAUUGAACUAACAGUACAUUUACUAGCGCCACCUUUUGCCUGGUUAUAUCAAAUCCCUAACAAAUAAUACUUGUAAUAAACACACACUUGUUUUGUGUAAAACUACAUUUUAGGAGUGAAUCAAUCAUUGCCAAGUCCAAAGUCAGGAUUGUUGUAUAUAUUGUAUAUCUAGAUGAUUAUCUAUUAUAUAUCUGAUAAGAUAUUUUUUCUUGCAAUGUAUUUUUUUAGAUAUUGUGUAUAUAAAUAUAAAUAUUAUUAUUAAAAGUAUUUUUAAUUGGUAAAUUUUUUUUGACUGGGUUGUCGCUAUGUCCAAGGAAGGAAUCGGUGGUUUUAUAUAACUGUAUGGGGUUUGUGAUUUAACGACUGUUAUUAAUUUAUUAAAUGAUUAUACAAAUUAUUGCUCGGAAUUUUUUUUUGUGUUUCUUCAAAUCGAUCCUGAAUUUUGAGGUAUCACUUUGCAAACUAUCUUCAGACUGUCAGAUUUUUCUCUUCUUUGUUCUGGAAAAAAAUCUAUGGAUCUUAAAAGCCUGAAUUUCCAGAACAUUGAAAAAGUCUUGGUGCUGUUAGAACAAAGUUUAGAAAGGAUAACGCACGCCUAACAUGGGAUUUUUGGGCUCUAUGGAUUUUGUCCAUUUUUUGAUAUGUUGUAGAGGAUUUAAUUCUGAACAACCUUUAAAUGGGACGAAACCUUGUAGGCUUUACGGUGUUUAAGAUAUGAGCGUUGAAAGAUGAAGUUUCUUGCUACUUUUUGUGUGGAGAGUAUACGAAAAACUGGUAUUUAUCAGUCAAAAUUUUGACAGGUUGACAUAUUUCACGUCACUAACAAAUGUCAAUAUUGGCUAAGGCCGGGACCGCAUUGGCGCCAACAUUGACCCCAGCGCGGUCCCGGCCUUAACCUAUGUUGACAUCAAUGACGUUGACAUUAAUUUUUAAAGUGACGUAAAAACCUGUCAAUAUUUUGACUGAUAAACACCAGUAGCACCAGUAUCUCGUAUACUCUCCACACAAAAAGUCGCAAAAAAGUUCAUCUUCCAACGCUCAUAUCUCAAAGACCGUAAUACCUACAAGAUUUUGUCCCAUUUAAAGGUUGUUCAGAAUUAAAUCCUCUACAACAUAUCAAAAAAUGGGCAAAAUCCAUAGAGCCCAAAAAUCCCAUGUUAGAUGUGCGUUAUCCUUUUAUUUUGAUCAUGCAAUUUUCCGAUUUUUUUAAGGGGACUUUGAAAAUCCUGAAUCCUUAUUAAUAUCUUCGCAUACUGCCUGAACUGGAACUCUGGAACGAAUAGAGAUCGUUUUCCCCAUAGACUUUUCCCUAUCGCUAUGGCACUUCUUUUAUAACAAUACUCUUCAGAUCUACUCAGAUUCUUAUGCCCGUUUAUUCCGUCUUCGUCGUAAACAGUGAUUAGCUAAUCAAUGAUUUGUAAUCAACGUUUAUGUAUUUGUGAUUUGCACCGUCUAGAACUAAACAGUGUUUAGGUAAACGGAGGAAGUACUUGGCAACAGCGUAAUAUUCUUCUGUUUGGCUAACUUCAUAAUGCUCAAAGGCACAUUCAUAACCACAAGUUUAUGUCUGACAUUGUCAAACUGUCAAACAAAUUGACUAGCAAAGUUUUUCGGGUUCUUGUAAAUUUUUUGUCGUGUUAUUUUUGCGGUGUGCGUCAGGACCUCCCGACUGAACUCUGGUGUUUUUUCAAUUCAAUGUUCAUUUUCUGCAUGCAUUUUAACAAAAAUUGUGAAAUUUGAAGAACCAAGACAAAAUAAAAUCAAUUAAGUAGAUCCCCCCAGUUCCAGCAAGUACAAAACUGUAUUUUUCAUCAGCCGAGAAUAUCUGAAAAAUUUCAGGUUAUCCAGCUCUUGAAAAUGGUUUUUCUCUAGUAAACCUUCCAGAGAAAUCCGACCCCCAUAGCUUUGUUCCAACCCAGCAGAGAACCGUUCAUUUUACCGCCAGGAUUCUGCGCAAAACAUAAAAUUUGUGCGUAGAAUCCGAAAUGUGUAUACAGAAUGGUUCUGAAUAAGUUCUUGGGGCGGUUUUUUGCUAGGUUGGAAGUUGGAACAGUCCUAAUAAUGUCCAGAAGAUCAAGAUCGUCAUUUGAAAACAUAUCGUCUUUAAGGAAAUCGAAAUCAUAAUCCAUUUUAAUUUAAUUUAGAAUAUUCAGUAAAAGCAAUGGAACAAUAAAAAGAAAAAACCAACAAAUGGAUUGAGGUUGAAAAGUACGAAUAGUCUAAUCGAUGUUUUAAUCACCAAAAUUAGGAUCUUUAAAUUCUUAACUGUUCUUUUGCAAAUGUUCUGUUUCUCUGCCAGAAUACUCCACUACUUCUUGACACUUUUAUAAAAAUACUCCGGAAACUUUAGUUAUUCCUUUUAAAAUUUCAUGAUUCUUUUUUGAAAAGAUUUUCCAAGAUCAUGAAAUUACUAUGUAAAUUUCUUGUUUCUCCAGACGUUCAGUAUCUUUAGAUCCUGAGUCAUUGCUGUAGCAGCCUGUGGUAUUCAACCUGGCGCCGAGGGCUGCUAUUCCGACUUUCGAGCAGCGUUGCCAGCUCAAGUUUGCCACAAUUACUAAAGGACCCCGCACACAUCUUAUGGGAUUUUGGGUUUCGGUCAAUUUUCCUGAAAAUUUGAUAUGAUGGUCCUUUCAAUAUGGACAUUAAACUACCUGUAUCUCGAAAACUAGUCAUAGGAUCAAGUUGUGGCUAUGAACACUUUUAAUCAGAAUGUUGCAUCAUAUCAAUUUUUCAGAGAAAUUGACCGAAUCCCAACAUCCUAUAAGAAGUGUGCAGGGUCCUUUGAAAAUUCUCCUACGAAAGAACUCAUGUAUCUUCAAAUUCUGGAAUUCUGCAAAUUAGAAGUUCCAGGAACUUUCAAUACGAAUACAAGGACAUUUUUUAAAAUUCCAUAACAUUUGUUACAUCACAAACAAACAAAAUCUCAUGUAAAUAACACACAUGAAAAUAAGUAUUAUGGAAGAAAUAAAUGUUUAUGAGUUUAAUAAUUCAAGAUCAAAAGUAGUGUAUCUUUAGUGUGUCUCAAGAAGCCAUUAUUUUAAAUGCUUAUAAGUCAAAAACGCACUUGCCCAUUAGUCAAAUUUGGUUUAUAAUGUUGUUUUCAAUUAAGCAUCAAAACAAAUUUGACUAAAACCAAAAAUGUAGGAUACACAUUAGAUCUCGGAUUAUACAAUUAUUGAAAAAUGCCGUUCGACUCUUAAAAAAUAGAGUAGGAAAAAUUGUACUGUUCUUCUCUAGGAAUUAAACUUCUAAUUAAAUUUAAUUACAGGUAUUGAAAAGACUUGAAAUAAAUUCGUACUGAACACUGUUAAAAAAAAUACACUCUAUUAUCAAAAAUUAUUGGAUUAUAAGUGUGAUUUGUGUAAAAUUAGUUCACUCAGAAAUCAGAAUUAUUGUGUCAUUUAAUGGGUGAGAAAUGUAUUUCAACAAUAAGGAUUAUAUUAUUUCAAUUCACACCAAUAAAGAGAACUUCAUCCGUCAUCAAUUAUUAUUGUAACUUUUUUUGUUUAGAAAUACUGUGAUAUGAGUGAACACAAUAAAAAUUAGGAUUUUAAUUAUGAUCUAAGUGUACUAUCCCUUGCAAAAUUGUAUUAUUAUUAAAAGAUCUGGGCUGGGACUCUGUAACGGAUAGAGAUAGUUAUCCUAUCUUGUUUUCGAAAACAAUAGAGAGGGGACGCCAAUAAUAGAUAUAGAGUCCCAGUCCUGGUUUCUAUGUGAAGCAUUUCUGAUGCCUUCUUUUUGGACCAAAUCUUUUAAUAAUAAAAAUUCGAAAAAAUUAGAUUUCAGUUUACAAGGGUUAUAGUUGUUCUUGUUAAUUUUUAUGAAUUAUUAUUGUUAUUUAGAGUUCCGUGUAGUUCUUGACUUCCUGACUUCACUAAUCUUUAACAAAUUAAUUUAUGGGCAGACACCAUGCGUCUACUUUUUCUGUACAAAAACUAUAGUUGUUUAUUGAUUAAUAAACGUUAUUAUUAUUUUAA